GAACGCACGAGGAAAAAAAAUGUCGUUUGACCGACUUGUGGGCCGUGUUUAGCGUAUGCGUGGGACCGUUCCCGUGCCUAGGCACGGUCCCGUCACGGUUCGAUUGCCCGCGGUCAGUGGUUCCUGCCGAAAAAUCGACGAUCAGGUCACUUUAGCAGCGUCUGUGUUUACCGAAAAAAAAAAGUAGCAGCCUUCUUGUGAAUGCUUCCCGUAAUCCGUGCGCAUCACCGAGGUGGGACUCCUAGAAAUUGUUUCGCGAAGUUUGGUCCUUUUGUUGACAUGGUGACCAACGAUUGGUUCCUCCCAGCGCCGAGACUUGACCGUCGCUUCAACUUCAGUCGCACGGGGAGUGGUUUAUGGCUGCGGAUGUGUGGAACUAAUGCGUGGAUGGCAGCGAAUGUACACCCAGUCCAUCAAAGGUAGUGACUGCGUGAGCAGUGUGCGAGUGAUAGUGUGCGAAUGGCUGUGGAACUUGGCCUGCGAGUGGUUCGUGGGCCAGACUGGAAGUGGGCGAACCAGGAUGGUGGUGAGGGACAUGUGGGCACCCUCGUGGAGAUCGGUGAACCUGGAAGCACCUCUUCGCCAGACCGCACCGUCGUGGUGCAGUGGGAUUCGGGCUCACGCACUAACUACCGUGUCGGCUACCAAGGCGCUUACGACCUACGUGUAUUCGACAACGCCCCAGCCGGUAUAAAACAUCCAAACAUUAUCUGCGAUGCUUGCUGUAAGCGGGGAAUCAGCGGCACCCGAUGGAAGUGUACGCGCUGCUACGAUUUCGACCUGUGCAACCAGUGCUACAUGGCGGACAAGCAUGACCUUACCCACACGUUUGUUCGCUACGACACAGCCGGUUCCGCUGGCGUAGAGAUGCCCAGGCGACAAGGUGCUGUCAAGGUUCAAGCACGUGGGAUAUUUGCGGGAGCCCGUGUGGUUCGGGGCCCAGACUGGGAUUGGGGCAACCAGGACGGAGGCGAGGGAAAGGCAGGCACAGUGACUGACGUACGUGGUUGGGAGACAGAGUCCGGCCGGAGUGUGGCAAGUGUCCGCUGGUCCUCCGGCUCAACAAACGUGUACCGCCUGGGACACUUAGGCAAGGUGGACUUGCGGUGCAUCCAGGACGUGCCUGGACCGGCUUACUAUCGAGACCACUUGCCUAUUCUGGGUAUGGUCUCUUCAUCGGACAGGGCCAUCGUGGCCCUAAGAGGAGCGUCAGGCCAGUCACAACGCUCUCCUUUCAGUGUGGGAGACAGGGUGGAGGUUCUCUUAGACAUCGAGUCUUUGAAGAUCAUGCAGGACGGCCAUGGUGGAUGGAAUCCCAAGAUGUCCGAGGUCAUAGGAAAAAUAGGCACUGUACACCGCGUGACCGAUAGAGGGGACAUCAGGGUCCAAUAUGAAGGCUCCAACAACCGCUGGACAUUUCAUCCAGAUGCACUUACGAAGGUCGUGAUGUUUUCUGUAGGGGACAUGGUUAAAAUAUGCGACGACCUGCAAAAGCUGAAGGAGUGGCAGGUUGGCCACGGUGAAUACAUUGACGCCAUGAAAGCGUGCCUUGGCAAGCUAGGGAAGGUGGUCAAGCUGUACUCGGACGGAGACCUACGGGUGAGCGUGGAUGGCCAGACGUGGACUUUCAACCCGUUGUGCGUCGUCCCUGUGCCCGGCUCUGCCACUGAAAUCAGCAACACUAUGACUGCCAAUACAAGGGAAGAACAUGCGAACCCGCUGCUCAGUCACUUGCUGGCCGAGCAGCAGAGCGAUGCAGGCAGCAUGGACCGCCUGGUGCGUGACGCAGCUCAGGGUCACCUCGAUGUGGUGCGCGAUCACCUUGCCAAACACCCGGACAGGGUGAACCAAAAGAGCUCGGGCAAGACAGCCCUGCAAGUGUCAAGCCACCAAGGGCAUAGGGAGAUUGUGGAGCUGUUGCUACAGUGUGGUGCUUCUGUCGAUGCCCAGGACGAUGAUGGAGACACUGCACUACAUUACGCAGCGUUUGGCAACCAACCUGCGAUCAUGGAGAUGCUGUUGAAGGUGGGUGCAAACAUCAACGCCGUCAACAGGGCCAAGUGCACAGCACUGCACGUGGCGGUCAACAAGCAGCACACCAACUGCAUACGAGUGCUGCUCAAGUUUCGCACCAUCCUCAAUAUCAAUAUCCAGGAUACGUACGGGGACACCGCACUUCAUGACGCCAUAGGGAAAGAUAGCAUCGACAUCAUAGACAUCCUUAUCAGCGUGCCUGAAGUCGACUUCUCGCUCAAGAACAAGCGGGGUUUCAAUGUGCUUCAUCACGCAGCCCUGAAGGGCAACAACUUUGCUACGGAAAAGCUCCUGUCACGGACAAGGCAGAUUGUGGACAUCAAGAAGGAUGAUGGCUUCGCGGCGUUGCACCUGGCAGCUCUGAAUGGCCAUUAUUCUGUUGUGGAGACCCUGCUCACACAGGGCCAGUGUGAUGUGGAUGUGCGAAACAACCGUAAGCAGACGCCGCUGCUGCUGGCAGUCAGCCAGGGCCAGUGUGGCAUCGUGGAGCUACUGCUGGGCAUGGGGGCCCAGCUGGAUGCUCAGGACGAGGACGGCGACACUGCACUGCAUCUUGCCCUGCUCAAACGCCAGGCCCUGCAGAUCCCCGAGAAUGGCGAGGCGCCUGCCACAGCCAUGAUUGCCAGCCAGCUGUCGGCUUCUUGUCCUCCGGAGGUCGAUGGGAACAGCCUAGCCCUGGCCUGCCUCCUUGUCAAGGAGGGCGCCGACUUGCAUCGACAGAACCUGGUGGGGCGGACGCCCCUUGACCUCUGUGGCAGCCUGGCCGUCCAAGAGCUGCUCCAGCACUGGAGUACUCUUCGGGAAAGUGCAUCAGCACUGACUGUGACACCCACCCUGGAUCCGCUCAGCAGUUCAGUCGUGACCGUCUGUUCAGCUGAUGAGCUGCCCCAUGUUGCCGAAUGUCAGAUAUGCCUCGAGUCCCCAGCUUCAGUGACUUUUGAGCCUUGCGGCCAUCGAAUGGCCUGUGAAGACUGUAGCGUGCGCAUGAAGAAGUGCCUCACCUGUCGCGAAGCCAUCGUCCGCAAACUGGAUGCCUCUGGCAAGGUGUUGGCGCCAUCGGGCAGUGGUCGUCAAGGGGGCGCCGGUGGACCUGUCAGCUUAGAGCGCCUGCGGCAAUUGGAGUUGCGGCUGCAGGAGAUGGAAGAGUGGCAGGGCUGCAGCAUCUGCCUGGAGCGACGGCGCAACGUGGCUUUCCUGUGCGGACACGGAGCGUGCAGUGUGUGUGCGCAGACGCUGCGAAUGUGUCAUAUGUGUCGCCGAGCCAUAACGCGCAAGAUCUUCCUCUACUAGGCCUCGUUUCUUUGCCGGUCAUCGGUGUGGAGGUUUUUCUCUUCGUCUUUCUCCAGCACCCAAAGUGCUGCACAUGGAAGAGACACUUGUACGUCACGCCGUGGUUGUUUCGAGAUUGCGCUGCUCUGUCUGUGGGAUGAGUUUUGAGAAGUUGCAGCAGUGCCACUAGAGCACCUGACAGCAGACCCACUGCCUGCACUCUGUGUGAAAAUAGUGCACACUUUUUUUAUAUAGUGCUGCAUCGGAAAUUGUAGCACUUCACGUUACGAGACAUUGGACGUCGUGACAGCAUUCUCGCCUGUGGGCCUCGCAUGUCCGUUGCCUCCUUCAGCUUUAGGGCUUUCGCACUCAUGCUAGAACAGUCAAGUAGUAACUUGCUGUGGGACACUUGUGGGAACACCAUUACCAUUGCACAGAACCAGGCUGUAGUAUUUGUAAAGCUCCUAAACAGCCGACUUCUUGUGAGCGUGGUGUGUUGGCGACUAGGAGAGCUUCUGUUUAAGUACAUGCAUGAUGUCGCGUACACGAGGCUCCUGCAUUUUUUUUUUUUUUUUUCGUUCAGGGAUUCAGUGCUACGUUUCUCGGCACUUUUUCUGCUUUGAUGCAGGCGUGUGAAAAGAUACUUUUUAGAAGCUUAGUUCACGAUAACACUGGAGAAGCUUGCGAGAGUUUGCAAGAGUUUGCUUUAGCUUUAAAGUUACUUUGACACUUUCAAGUAAGUGUACAUUAUGGACACGAGGAACAGAUCUGAUUUCGUCGAUUUCACUGUAUUUUGUAUAUAGAAGCCACUCUGAAGUGACCAUAUUCGUUGUCUUGUCUGUGCAAGUCAAGCUAAGCUGCUUGCAGUAAGAAAUGGGUUGUACAGAAAUGUGCGAAUGAUUUAGGGAAUUUUAACAGACCAACAUCGCCAGGACGUUUGUCGCGAGUCCCCUUCUGCAUUGGGCUACUGGAAGUUAUAGUCCUUGGUUAUAAGAUGCAUGGCUAGUAUGUUCAGCCCGAGAAAGUGUGUACAGUCACUCUCAAUGUAAGUUGCAACACGUAUGAGCUCAAAAUGGUACCAACGUUUCGA
Molecule: messenger RNA, 4393 nt
Organism: Rhipicephalus microplus (southern cattle tick)
Lineage: Eukaryota; Metazoa; Arthropoda; Arachnida; Ixodida; Ixodidae
Gene: mib2
Product: E3 ubiquitin-protein ligase mind bomb 2
Biological process (GO): protein ubiquitination
Cellular component (GO): cytoplasm
Molecular function (GO): zinc ion binding; protein binding; ubiquitin-protein transferase activity
Source: RefSeq, a predicted model, not a curated record